Actinia tenebrosa (Australian red waratah sea anemone) is the source of this 2020-nucleotide messenger RNA. RefSeq lists its product as uncharacterized. The record is from RefSeq and is a predicted model, not a curated record. NCBI's taxonomy places the organism in Eukaryota, Metazoa, Cnidaria, Anthozoa, Actiniaria, Actiniidae.
AAGUAUUCUAAACAAAUCUUCAAUCACUUCACAUUUUGAAAAUGAAAACAUAUAAUGCCUUUACCACAUAAAAGUCUCAGAAGUACUAUAAAUUAUUCUGAUUUGCUAUUUUGUCGGACAGUUCAGUAAUGUAUUAGGAAAUACGAUAACACGAAUCGCUUUUAAAUGGUUCGAUAACCUUCGUCAGUUCUUAAAGACAUUGAAUUAUUCUAUGCGGAAGUCAAGGUUCAGGUCGUAUUGUCAGUCGUAUGAAAAUUCUUAAAACAAACCUCGACAGCCAAUAAGUUGAACCCUAAUUUGAAAUUGUAAAUUAGACACCUGUUAUCAGAACGAAGCUAUUUAACCAAGACAAUCAAACCUGCAAGACAAUUCACAAGAACUCCAGCGACAUACAGCAGGACAAGAAGUAAGGAUGUAUGGUACUGCUUGGUAAAGCUGCACACUGAAGAAUUGCUCAAGGUGAUCGAGAAAUGAAACACCUGCAAUAAUGAAUAAGAACUUGGUCGCCUUUCUUUUAUCGUUGUGGCAAGGACUUCUAGCAGAGGAAUACUCCAUUGAACGCAGAAUCACGGAAUCAUGGAAUGUUCUACCAGACCUGUUCGUAUUACCUCCAUCGACGUGUUCUGCCGACAAUGCAACAGUACAGUGUACUACUAUGGGUGGCAAACUUGUCGGCAGUAAUAAUGGAUGCACAUGUGAAUGUAACAAAGAAAAAAGUUCUUUUGCACUUUACAACAGUUGGAAGUGUAUAGACAAUACUGAAUUUCAUGAUCUUAGUGGUUGUUCAUUGAUAUUAAAUAAUAGAAAUGCUAGAAGUCCAAUUAUAACCAUAACCAAAAAGGAGUAUGCAAACUCAUACUUGCUACCAACAUUAAAGUCGUCUUCAAACUGUGGUGUAACCAACAAARGUAGCAAUCUUACAUGCAGUGGAACCUGGAGACAACUCAGUAGUGGACUGGCUAUGGAAACAUUCGAUACAUAUGUGCCGCAAGGCUACAACAACUGGUAUCUUUACACCAAAAGAAGUCUCGAUGAUAUGGAAGGUCAGGUUAUACGACUUAACAUUGAUUGUCAAUCCCAUCGGCAAUAUUGUGUGAUAUUGAAAAUAAAUGGAACACUUCGAUGUCCAUUACCACCUAGGCCAUCACAGUCAUCUACAGAACUACCAUCAACAAUACAAAUACAACCACAGCUACCAUCAUUACCUAUAACAAUAACAAGAAUUACCACUGUAAAACCCAAAACAACUCAUAAGAGGACGUCACAAGGAUCAGUUCAAACAAUGACAAUUCCAACAACCCGGUCAUCAAUUUUAACUGAGCCUGUUUCAUCGAUACCUGAUCAUACGGUUGGACAUAUAAGUACUACCAGGACAAAGUACAGUAGAUCAUUUACUGCAACAACAUCUAUCUCUGUGAAAACUGACCGCAAGAAAAGUGCUAGUAAAGAAAAGGAUAAGAGCGGCCUAAUCAUCGGGGCACUUGCUGGUAUUAUCCCACUAGCAAUCAUAGUAAUUGCCAUUAUGGUGCUGAUAAAGAUACGUAAAAAGAGGAAAUCUGAUGAGCAAAGAACAGACACUGUUGAUGGAAGCCAUGAGAUGUGUACAUAUGAAAACGCAAUACCAAUUGGAAGUUCUAAAGAUCGACUUCAAAGCUCUCUCGAUCCCAUUCCAGAUGCUGAUUACGUCAAUCACAGGAACCCUGGCUUUAAUGUCUCUGACGAACUGGUUGACGAAAACUCCAAGGCUAUCAAACAAAAACAAGGCAUGACCGAAACUCUCGACUCGCCAAUGUACUCUUCCCUUAUAGGGAAUAUUCCUCAUGUUUAUGCUUCCCUCAAGGGGCUUCACAAGACACACGAAGACAAGACGGAUAGUGAGGUCACGUGCACAUCACAAAAUAAGGAAAACAGUCUUUAUCAGAGCCUCAAUACUUUUGGUCAGCACAGUCAUGGCGAAUAUCAGGCGCCAAAGUACAAAAAACAGAAACCUGACAAUAAAAACUAAAAUAUGGCAAUGUAA